Molecule: messenger RNA, 2775 nt
Organism: Dreissena polymorpha
Lineage: Eukaryota; Metazoa; Mollusca; Bivalvia; Myida; Dreissenidae
Product: NXPE family member 2-like
Exons: 2
Coding region: 91-1512 (473 amino acids)
Source: RefSeq, a predicted model, not a curated record
CACAUACAAUCUCUACCGUCGCAAGAAAAUCCCACCAUUUGGUUCACAGGCUCAGUUGCAACGUCUACUGUAUGUGGUAGCCAUCAGACUAUGGCAUCUGGGAAGCACACGAAAAUUCUGUUCCUGAAUUACGACGGGGACAAAGGCGAGCUAACGGUUCAGAUUCAAGUGUACAAUUGGUUAAAUCAGCAGAAACGUUCCGGCGGGGACGUCAUAUUUGUAAGGGCUAUGUCAGCUGCUUCACUUCCGGGAAAAUUGAUUCAACCUCUGACAAUAGCGGCGAGAGUCGUCGACAACGAGGAUGGAACAUACACGGCGUAUGCGAAACCUCAUUGGACAGGCUCUACAGCAGUAAAGGCCAGGAUAGGUUCCAAGUUUGAAAAUUGGUGUCGGAGGUUCAGAGCUAUGUCGCUUUAUGGCGAUUCCGUCUUCUCAAUACCAAACCCUCAUUCAAUUUUUGUUGAGUACGAAAAGAAUGGACUCACUCAGACAGAACGCUGUUCUGCUACUCCUACCUUAUCAUUGUAUAAUGCAACGUGCAAUUUUACAGCGCAAAAUUAUAACAUGUCCUUUUACUGCGGUUAUCCAUCGAACCAAAAUUUAGAUUGCAGCAAUACCAUACUUAAAGCGAUCACUAGACCUUUCCCAAAACUAAAUAACGUGACCGAUUCUUUAGUGGUGCCACCUUUCACUGAAAUGAUAACGGACACCCUCGUAUUAGACGUGGCUUCAAGAACAAACAUAACAACAAGCGCGGUCAAAUGCAGAAAUCGAGCAGCCCUCGAGACCUGGCGUGAACAGUCGCCCACGGGUCAAGGUAUCAACGGCGGAUGGAAGAUGUUGCACUGCGUGCACCGACAAUUAAGAAAUCGGACCGAGAUACGGCGAUGCUUGUCUCGGAAACGCCUGCUCUUUCUAGGUGACUCGACAGUCAGGCAGUACUUUGAUCGCUUAGUCCGGAUGGUGAAUAAGAGUGCGAAAAUAGAAAAGAAAAUGAACGGUCUGAAAUAUUUCGACACGACGUUGCCCAUGGUAGCCGAGUGGCAGGUGCACGAGAUGCCAUACCACUGUGGUACCAGCGUAUCCCUCUGCGUUCCGGGCUCCAUAGCGGGUGCCAUGAUGAAUGUGGCUUCCGUGUACAAUGAAACUACUGAUUCUGAUAUUGUUUUAGUUAUUACGUAUAAUGCUCAUCUGCAGAACUAUCCACCAGACGUUCUUGAAAGCAGACUCAAAAGCAUCAUAGAGCCUCUAAAAUAUCUCAAACGUGUUCAUCCUCGAGCCAAGGUCUUCUUUAAAGGGCCGCAUCCGGUUUCCCAGGACAGAAAAUGGUUCGAUAUUCGAAUAUCGCUCAUGUACAGAGAAGUAUUAAUAAGUGCUUUGAAGGAUGUCUUAAAUGAUGUUGUAUACCUGGACACAUUUUCUAUAGGCAUUGCUUAUGAUGACCUCAGCCUUCAUCCCGUAAACCCAAUGAUGCAGGCGCAGAUUGACCAAUUAUUUGGUUACAUUUGCUAAUCAAACCAUUCGAUGUAGCUAUAUACGGAUUCUUUAGAACAGUAUGACAUGAUACUUUCGUCUGUUUUAUUUUGUCAUUUAAUGCCGAUAAUUGUUUUCCGCGACCGCCGACGUAUGGUCACAUCUGCGCCUUUAUUAGUAUAAUAUACAUCAAAUACUAUGCUUUAUAUUAAGUAAGAUUAAUGUGUAUUUGAACUAAAUGGUACAAAGGACGAUGUAGGGAAUAUGCCAUUAUGUUAAUGUUUAUAAGAAGUUUUCUCUACAGUAUUCAUUUAAUUUCGUUAAACUUGGUUAACAACUUGCACAAGUUGCUGCUGUGUUGUUUUGUAUUUAAAUGUAUAACUUGCCAGAAAUAAAACAUUACCGGAUGUGUUCAAGAAUUUCUCUCCUGAUACUUAAUCUGAAGUUUCAUUUUUCAUAUUUAUUUUGGUUUUGCAUAUAUGUAUAGGUUAAAAUUUAAAAAAGGGAAAGUUGUGUCGUUGAACGGAUAAAUUGCGUCUUCCUCAUUCAAGGUUUCACGUGGGAUUUCAUAAGGUCAUAUAUUUAACCACACAGGCUUCGAAGAUUAAAUUAUGCAUUUUGAACAUAUUGGUAUUCUGAUCGUACGAACAGACAACACAGAGAAUAUUGCAUUGGAAUUUCUCUGCUUCCCGACAGAGGUUAGCAAAUGAGCAUCGCUAUGGGAAAACAGGACUUAAUGCAUGUGCGUAAAGUGUCGCCCCGACUGACAUUCUGCAGAGGCUAUUCAGGGACGAUACUUCCGCUUUUCUGGUAUUUUUCGUUUAAUGGAAGUCUCUUCUUAGAGAAAUAAAACAUUUUUUUAAAGAUAGGUAUAAAGAUAACAGUAGGCAAUCGUGUUUUAAGUGUCCAGACGUGGGUACAAUUCUGUAUAAAUUAUAUUGUCCGCGGAUAAUUCUUCGAGCUAUUAACAUGCGUGUUUUGCAUUAAAAAUAUUGAACUUCCCUUCUCAGCGUUGUUGUACGGUUUAAUGAUUUUAAUAUAGACUUAAUGUGUCGUCCAUGUACUUGCCAAGAGUUAAAUAAACGUUGUUUAUUGUUGUACAUCCCGAUCUUAACUAUAUGCUAUUAUUUUUAAAUUGUUAACCUGUUUUGCAUGACUAAGGUGCAAUUUUGUUUGACAGACACAUGCAAGAAUGCAUAAAAGUUGCAUUCAUUUUUCAUCAGAUAAAUUGUACAAAGUAAGAUUUGUAUUAUAAUAUGUAGUUUGCUUGUUAUUCAUCAAUAAAAAAGCCGGUGAAUAUUU